Musa acuminata subsp. malaccensis (wild Malaysian banana) is the source of this 1881-nucleotide messenger RNA. The record is from RefSeq and is a predicted model, not a curated record. NCBI's taxonomy places the organism in Eukaryota, Viridiplantae, Streptophyta, Magnoliopsida, Zingiberales, Musaceae.
CCCUAUAUAUUCUCCUGUCUUCCCCUUCACAUUUCUUGAAACGCCUCGUUUCCUCUCUGUCUUCUCUCGCCCUUUGACGAAGCAGAGAGAUCGAUGCAGCAAGAGGUUGUUUCUCCCAGCAAUGGCGACCGCCUCGGUUCUUCGAUCACAUCGCCGUCAUUCGUUUCACCAGAUCGACGGCCCCAGUCCCCCGUAUACUUCAACAGUGGUGGCGAUCUCCCUUGCACGUACCCCGUCUUCUCACCCGAGGACAGCUUGGCGCUCUUGAGCCCUCUUCUCCCCGCCUCCGGCUCUGUCUCGAUAUCCCCCUCGUCGGUUUACUUCGAUGAGGUGGAGGCCGCCGCCACCGCCACUGAAAACCGCCUCUACCUGGCCCGACUCGCCCUCCAAUACCAGGAGAUGACCGAGAACUACGACCUCUGCCUCUCCCACCUCCGCGACGCCGCCGAGGAGCUUGAGUCCCUCCGCCGCGAGAACGCGAGCCUCCGAGCGGCCAAUGUAGAGCUUACAAGGCGGCUCUGUCUCCUCGCCGGGAAGCACGGCGGUCGUGUGACGAUAUCCACGGCUGCGGCACUGGCUGAUGAGUUCCGUGGACUCAGCGUUGCCGAACCACCGCCCGCCGAGGAGAGCCCCACGAGCGUGCUCGCCUUCCAGGAAAGCGUCAGUGGCUGCCAGUUUACGAGGACGCCGGUUGUCGAGAAGCGGGUCUCGCUGCCUAAGAGCAUCUCGAUUCGGUCCAGUGGGUACCUGAAGCUGAACCCGGGCGGCGGAGCCACUUCGGCUGCGAACCGCAACGGCCGGUUUCGCCUUUCCAACCCCGUCAUGAUCGGCUCGAAGCAGCAGCGGGUGUCCGUGGGAGGGGGAAGCACCAAUAAGAAGGGCGAGAGAAGCAGAGGAGAGGACAAAGAAGAGGAGGGGGGGGAGGGGGGCGGCGGAGCAAUGGAGGUGGAAGUCUACCACCAGGGAAUGUUCAAGACGGAGCUGUGCAACAAGUGGGAGGAGAGCGGGGAGUGCCCCUACAGCGACCACUGCCAGUUCGCCCACGGCAUAGCCGAGCUCCGCCCUGUCCUCCGCCACCCCCGCUACAAGACCGAGCUCUGCCGCAUGGUCGUCUCCGGUGGCACCUGUCCUUACGGCCACCGGUGCCACUUCCGCCACUCCCUCUCUCCCUCAGACCACCAACGCCUCCUCCUCCGCCCUUAGUAGAGAUUGCUGUUGUUCCUAAAUCCUACUCAAAACAUACGUAGCAUGGCAAACAUAUCCUCUGACCGUAAUUAAUGACAAUAAAUAAAAAAGAAACAAAAGCUUACCACAAAAAUGAAACAUUGAGUACCGAAGUUAUGUUCUCCCCCUAACCAAAAUUAUUACGAAUGCUGAAGGAAGAGUAGCAGAUUUAAUCCGUUACGAGUUGGUGUGAAUAUGCAUAAAGAAAGCAGGCGAUCCCGUAUGGUUCUGUUUGUAAAUGGCUUUUGCUCUGGAUAUGUUUGCCUUAGUCAAUAAUCAAUGUGUGUAGAUGUAAGUAUGGCAUAGAAAUAUAUGACUCAUUGUCUAGUGAGGGUGGAAGAGAACUGAUGGAGUGAUUUCUUGGUCUUAGUUUUCUGGAUUUUGGUCUGGUUUAAAUUUCCUGUGGAGAAAGACUGGUGGGAUCGUAGGAGCUGUUUCCCAUUUCUCCUUUUCGAUUUUCUCUCUCUUCUUAUUUCUUUAAUUGCCUCCACCAAACUCUUGUAGUCAUUGAGAUACAUGUGGAUGCCUUUUGAAGCAACGAGUAUUUGUCAAUCGUCUUCUUUUACUUCUCUUUUUUUUAUUUUCUUUUUACCGUUUUCUCAUCAUUGUCGCCUUUCCCUUACUGCGAGAGUUGAUAAGCAAGAAAUCAUAUGCCAA